Gymnodraco acuticeps is the source of this 1929-nucleotide messenger RNA. It is a transcript of the gene jun, whose product is annotated as Jun proto-oncogene, AP-1 transcription factor subunit. Gene Ontology annotation, cellular component: transcription regulator complex. The transcript has a single exon. The record is from RefSeq and is a predicted model, not a curated record. Gene Ontology annotation, biological process: regulation of cell population proliferation; regulation of transcription by RNA polymerase II; regulation of cell cycle. NCBI's taxonomy places the organism in Eukaryota, Metazoa, Chordata, Actinopteri, Perciformes, Bathydraconidae. Bases 281 to 1228 code for a protein of 315 amino acids. Gene Ontology annotation, molecular function: DNA-binding transcription factor activity, RNA polymerase II-specific; RNA polymerase II cis-regulatory region sequence-specific DNA binding; transcription factor binding.
CUCCACGCUGCUCAGCUCAGAGUAUAUACACACCCAGGCAGAGCAGGAACCACAGACAGGGUCGGUGCCUGACAAGAGAACUUCAUUCACUGACUCAAAACUAGUCUGGAUACUUGGCGAAAGCUUUUCUACCAUAGCUAAGAGCUAAAUCCAGCACACUCACAGUUUGGACGUCUUUACGCACAGAGAGGACGAUUGGAAACCGGUGUUUUUCCCUGAGAAGGAGGGGAACGAAAACGUAUUUUGAUAAAGACUUUUUAGCUACGUUGGCUUCUCUUCCAUGUAUGCCAAGAUGGAAACUACUUUUUAUGACGACUCGCUCAACGCUUUCUCCCAGCAAGACAACGCCGGCUAUGGAUACAGCAAUCCCAAAGCGCUGAAACACAACAUGACACUGAACCUCUCCGAUCCGACGGGCACUCUGAAACCUCACCUCCGCGCCAAAGCCAGCGACAUCCUCACCUCCCCUGAUGUGGGCUUGUUGAAGCUGGCCUCCCCGGAGCUGGAGCGGCUUAUAAUCCAGUCCAGCAACGGACUCAUCACCACCACGCCGACUCCUACACAGUUCAUGUGUCCCAAGAAUGUCACCGAUGAGCAGGAAGGCUUCGCCGAGGGGUUUGUCCGAGCCCUGGCUGAGCUCCACCACCAACACAUGCCUGGCACUCUGAAUGUCACCUCAGCUUCUCAGACAAGUGUCAACACUUCCCUGCCGCCUGUGUCAUCUGUUGCCGGUGCCACCGUUUACAACAACAACAUAGCCAUGCGCUCGGACUCGCCUGUUUAUGAGGACUUGGACACUUUUAACCCGGCACCAAAUUACACCACCUCAGCCCCUGUGAUGUCCUUCUCUUCUGUCGGGCCACAGCUUCCCAUCUACGGACAGCCAUCCUCCAGGCUCUCGGCGCUCAAAGAGGAGCCCCAAACGGUGCCUGAGAUGCCGGGGGAGACGCCUCCUCUCUCCCCGAUCAACAUGGAGAACCAGGAGCGCAUCAAGGCCGAGAGAAAGCGAAUGAGGAACCGCGUCGCUGCCUCCAAGUGCCGAAAGAGGAAGCUGGAGCGCAUCUCGAGGCUGGAGGAUAAAGUGAAGAACCUCAAGUCCCAGAACUCGGAGCUCUCGUCCACCGCCAACGUGUUGCGGGAGCAGGUGGCCCAGCUAAAACAGAAAGUGAUGAACCACGUGAACAGCGGGUGCCAGCUCAUGUUAACGCAGCAGCUCCAGACCUUCUGAGGCGGUGUCAUCAGCGGCGGCGGAGAGAGGGGAUACUGUUGAAAGUAAAACGGAUGCGUCCUGUGAUAGUGAGUGGCCGUAUCUCCUGAAAAUCCGGACGGGAUUUGGGAUGAUGUGGCGAGACACUGGCAGGACCGGGGCCGCACUGAAGUUCCUGAGGGCCACGGGCUUCCCGGUGCCAGAGAUGGACCCGGGACAGUGACAGUAGCCAUGAAACAGAGAGGGCAUGCAGGCAGGAUAGCUUUCUGUUUCCUGCUGUUUUUACAGAGCUGGACAAGACUGAACUUUCUUGAUUUACACCCAGCUCUGCAUGAACCUUAUCAUGACCAUCAAAGGAGAAAUUCAGUAUUAGAGGAUUUAAGAACAUGCAAUAGAGACUUUUUCUUGCUUAAUGGCCUCUGCCUUGGGCAUGUAGGCCAACUCUAAACGACUGAAAAGUUGUAACAAAAGCUGCCUGACUUCUGAGAUAUAGUACAAAGUACUUUUUUCUUUAUUGUAAGAAAUGCAGUUAGAAAACUUUAAGAUUUACUUUCUAAAGUUGUUUAAUGGGGUUUCACUCAUUUUAUAUGUAUAUAAGAUCAACUUGGAGUACUUAUGUUUACCCUUUGUAAUAUGAAAUACUGUUGAACUGUUUUAUGUUUUAUUUUCUGAGCAACUCAGAAACAAAUCAAUAUUUAAGAAAAUAAACCAGAUGAAAUGAA